Molecule: messenger RNA, 871 nt
Organism: Acipenser ruthenus (sterlet)
Lineage: Eukaryota; Metazoa; Chordata; Actinopteri; Acipenseriformes; Acipenseridae
Exons: 7
Coding region: 76-699 (207 amino acids)
Biological process (GO): proteasome-mediated ubiquitin-dependent protein catabolic process
Cellular component (GO): nucleoplasm; cytosol
Molecular function (GO): polyubiquitin modification-dependent protein binding; ubiquitin binding; proteasome binding
Source: RefSeq, a predicted model, not a curated record
CAGGUGCGCGCAGUCAUCGUCGUGUUCAUGCAGAGAGCGAGAGAGAUCCAGUGAAACGCGAACGAGCCGGCAGACAUGGAGACUUCAAACCUGAACAUAGAGGAUGAAUGCUUCAGUGAAACAGGAUCCCCAGCAAAGGAGGACAGGGCAGAGAGUCGGCACCAGGGUGUUACCUCUCCCAUGCGGGUCCGGCUGUUCAGUGGGAAGAGCCACAGCAUAGAGGUGAGUCCGGAUGACUCCGUGCGCCGCGUUAAAGAAGACAUCGGCAGAGAAAUCAACCAGAAUCCGGACAAGCUGCAGCUGGUGUGCGACGGUUCAUACCUUGAGGACGAGAAGAAAAUGAAGGAUUGUGGGAUUACGAGAGAGAAACGUCUCUCGCUCAUCCGGUCUUCCUCAUUCAUAAACAAACAGACAGAAUUUCCGUUGUUCAGAGUCAAAAUCCGAUUCGACGGGAGAGAUCGUGAAAUGGAUGUGAACCCAAGACACUGCGUCUCGCAAGUCAAGCAAGAGAUCUGCAAAGAGACGGGCAAAGACGAGAAGAAGAUGCUGCUUCUAUUCGAAGUGUCGCAAACCACAAACUGUUCCUCCGGAGACCCCUGUCCGAACUCAGACGUUAUCGUCUUGGAGGAACACAAGAAGAUUGAGGAAUACGACAUCAAUCAAGGAAGUGUGAUCCGUCUCGUUAGGAAAACAGACUAGGAGACAAAGUGAAUUAAAAACACAGAGAGGAUUUGAAUAACACCCGCGAUCUUAUAUAUAAACUGAUUUCACUGUGUUCUGUAACUGCUAGUAUCUGUAAUGUGAUACCUUCUAAUAACUGGAUAAAGAUGUCUGCUAAUAAAUGGAUAUAUAUCUCUUAAUAUAUAAAUAA